Messenger RNA from Chiloscyllium plagiosum (whitespotted bambooshark), 642 nucleotides. The record is from RefSeq and is a predicted model, not a curated record. Lineage: Eukaryota; Metazoa; Chordata; Chondrichthyes; Orectolobiformes; Hemiscylliidae.
AUGGACAUUGAUGUUAGUACACUUGUCCUCCCUGCUGAUGUGGAGAAUUUGUCUCAAACAGCUAUGAUGUUGUGUGUGUGCGAUAUCCUUGACACCAUUGUCAGACCCUUUGAAAUCAUCAUACUAAUUACCAUCUUUGCCAAUUGCGUGGCUCUGGCUGUGUACACGCCCCUACCAGACGAUGACACCAAUUCCUUGAAUUUCAAGUUGGAAAAGAUUGAGUACAUCUUCCUGAUAAUAUUCACAAUUGAAGCAAUUUUGAAAAUCAUUGUGUAUGGCUUCCUGUUUCACCCAGAUGCCUACUUGCGGAAUUUCUGGAAUAUUCUGGAUUUUGUCAUAGUCUUUGUUGGCCUCUGUACUGUGGCCCUGGAGCAUCUGAGUCUAUCAGCGAAGAGUGCGGGCUUUGAUGUGAAGGCCCUUCGAGCGUUCCGUGUGUUAAGACCAUUGCGCUUGGUGUCAGGAGUUCCCAGUUUGCAGGUGGUUCUGAACUCGAUCAUCAAGGCCAUGGUCCCUCUGCUUCACAUUGCUCUGCUGGUCCUCUUCAUGAUCAUCAUCUAUGCCAUCAUUGGGCUGGAGCUGUUCAUGGGCAAAAUGCACAAAACAUGUUUUUAUACUGGCACAGGUACCGUGUGGACAGCGUGA